CUUUCUUUUGAUGAGAUACCUGUGUUUCGAAAUCGAACUACAAUUUCCUAUCGACAACAGCUGUUUUCAUUAGGCGGGGGGGUUUGAUUUGGGACACUGUACUUGUUUCAUUUCAUGUGUCUCCCCUUCCCUUCUUCUGGUCCCACCAUUUUCUUUCUCUUUCUUUCGUCUCUCUCUCUCUCUCUGUAAAUUGACAGCAUAAUCAACAGCCUGGAAAGAGCUGUUUGUUGGAGUUGCACUGAAAAAGCACCCAACUGAUUGGUGUUCAAUGGUGGCAUUGAUGUAAUCUUGAGCUGGGUUUGGGUUUGGGUUUGGGUUUGGGUUUUCCUCUCUCUCUCUCUCUCUCUGCUUCAUACGAAUACCCAUUUCAAUCUACGGCUUAUACCAAGCAUUCUGCGCUCUUUCUGUUUGAGAAUUGGAGGCAGUGGGGGCAUUGGGGAGUUGAUGAUAUCUUCCUUUUUGAGAUAGCCUAAAAUGGUGAAGAUGAAACUGGUAAAGUGGGUACCUCUGGUUGUAGCUGUUGUCCUCUUUGUUUCUAUGUUUCAUGAAUCAUCUGCCUUAUUCACCCCUGUUGAUAACUACUUGAUUGCAUGUGGAUCUUCACAAAAUGUUACCUUCUUAGGUCAGACUUAUAUGCCUGAAUCAGUGCAAUCUUCAAUGGCAUUGAAAACCCUAGGCAAUUCUAUUGUUGUUACCUCCAAUUCUAGUGUCCCUUUUCCAGUCUGUCAAUCUGCUCGAAUUUUUCCAAGCACCGGGUCUUACAAAUUCGAUAUCAAUCAACAAGGUAGGCACUGGGUCCGCCUCUAUUUUUGCCCUCUUCCAAACUCGGGCCAGAACUUAACUUCUGCUUCCAUAACUGUAAUCACUGAAAAUUUUGUGCUCUUGAACAACUUCACUUUCAAGAACUAUAACGGUUCUUAUUUGUUUAAGGAGUUUGCAGUCAAUGUGACUUCGGAUAACUUGAUCCUUACUUUCAUUCCAUCAAACAACUCAGUUGCAUUUGUCAACGCGAUUGAAGUUGUCUCUAUCCCAGAUGAGUUGAUCCCUGAUCAGGCACUAGCUGUAUCCCCAUCUGCUCCUUUUAGUGGCCUUUCAGAGCAUGCCCUUGAAACUGUUUACCGAUUGAACAUGGGCGGUCCGUUGCUCACUCCUCAGAAUGAUACUCUGGGAAGAACUUGGGAAAAUGAUGCCAAAUACCUUCACGUGAACGGCUCUGCUGUGAAUUAUUCAGUUAGUCCUGCGGACAUAAGGUACAAAAGUGCAGUCACUCCUGAGGUGGCACCAAAUUGGGUUUAUGCCACCGCUGAAACCAUGGGGGAUUCGAAUGUACCUAAUGGAAACUUCAACAUAACUUGGGUCUUCCCUGUUGAUCCAAAUUUCACCUAUUUCAUCCGGACCCAUUUCUGUGAUAUUGUGAGCAAGUCUCUGAACAGUCUUGUGUUCAACGUAUACAUAAACUCUGAUAUUGCUUUUCCGAGUAUGGAUCUAUCUUCAUUAACGAGUGAUUUGAGCGUGCCUUACUACAAAGAUUUUGUUUCCAAUGCUUCCUCUAAUUCAAAUACUUUGACCAUUAGUGUUGGUCCAGAUUCAGAGGCUGACAUCCCAGAUGCAAUUAUGAAUGGUUUGGAAAUCAUGAAGGUUAGUAACGAAGCCAGAAGUUUAGAUGGGUUCUUACCUGUUGAGAUUCUCCGCCCUGUAUCACCCUCAACAAAGAGCAAGAUAGGCAUUAUAAUCGGUUCCAUUGCCGGAGCUUUAGCUGCUGUGGCACUUGUCGGUUUGUGUUGUUGUUGCUUGGUGUCCCAAAGAUCAAAGACUGCUCACCAGGGGCAUACAUGGCUUCCUCUACCCUUAUAUGGAAACUCUCUAACCAUGACAAAAAUGUCAACAACUUCUCAGAAGAGUGGAACAGCAAGCUGUAUCUCAUUAACUUCAUCUAAUCUUGGCCGGUUCUUCACAUUCCAAGAAAUUAUGGAUGCGACAAACAAAUUCGAUGAGAGCUUGCUUCUUGGCGUUGGCGGUUUUGGUAGAGUCUACAAAGGGACCCUAGAAGAUGGGACUAAAGUGGCAGUGAAGCGAGGAAACCCAAGAUCCGAACAAGGUCUUGCGGAAUUCCGAACCGAGAUCGAAAUGCUGUCCAAGCUCCGACACCGUCACUUGGUUUCUCUUAUUGGGUAUUGUGAUGAACGAUCGGAAAUGAUAUUGGUUUACGAGUAUAUGGCGAAUGGGCCUCUCAGAAGCCAUCUUUAUGGAACAGAUCUCCCAUCUCUCUCAUGGAAGCAACGGCUUGAGAUUUGCAUCGGGGCUGCUAGGGGGCUUCAUUAUCUCCACACGGGGGCUGCUCAAAGUAUAAUUCACCGAGACGUGAAGACAACAAACAUACUCUUGGAUGAGAAUUUUGUGGCCAAAGUUGCUGAUUUUGGUCUGUCUAAAACAGGUCCAGCUCUAGAUCAGACACAUGUAAGUACUGCGGUGAAAGGUAGUUUCGGAUACCUCGACCCUGAAUACUUCAGAAGACAGCAACUGACUGAGAAAUCCGAUGUGUAUUCAUUUGGGGUGGUUCUAAUGGAAGUUCUCUGCACAAGACCGGCUUUGAACCCUGUUCUUCCGAGAGAACAAGUUAAUAUUGCGGAAUGGGCAAUGAGUUGGCAAAAGAAAGGGAUGUUGGAUCAAAUCAUGGACUCAAAUUUAGCAGGGAAAGUAAAUCCGGCUUCGCUUAAGAAAUUUGGAGAGACAGCUGAGAAUUGUUUGGCUGAGCACGGAGUGGACAGGCCAUCAAUGGGGGAUGUUCUGUGGAACCUAGAGUAUGCUCUCCAACUCGAGGAGACAUCAUCAGCUCUCAUGGAACCCGAAGAUAACAGCACGAAUCAUAUCCCGGGAAUUCCAUUGACUCCACUCGAACCAUUCGACAACAGUGUCAGUAUGGUUGAUGGGGUGAAUUCUGGCACUGAUGAUGAUGCUGAAGAUGCUGCCACGAGUGCUGUUUUUUCCCAGCUGGUAAAUCCUCGUGGUAGAUGAGAAAUAUAAUUCCACGUCUUUGUGAUCUCAUCUCAGCCAUGGAAUGUCCUGCAAAAAGUUAGGUUGUCCUGGCCUCGAUUGGAUAUCUCCCAAGUAAGGGAACGUUAUUCUUAUAAAUUUGUUAGGUCUAUUUAUUCUGUUUUUGUUUUGUUUUGUUUUGUUUUUUUUUUUUUUGUGGGGUGAUAAUAUGAUCGAGUAUGUAUUAUAAUUGAUUGCUGGAAGCCAAUGGAUCCAACAAGCUCGGCAUAACUGUUUCAAUUUUAAUGAAAUUUAAGUGAUAGCUUCUCAUGUUCCAUGCUAUCUUUACAUAGUUCCAAA
Camellia sinensis is the source of this 3333-nucleotide messenger RNA. Its product is annotated as receptor-like protein kinase THESEUS 1. Gene Ontology annotation, molecular function: protein kinase activity; ATP binding. Gene Ontology annotation, biological process: protein phosphorylation. Lineage: Eukaryota; Viridiplantae; Streptophyta; Magnoliopsida; Ericales; Theaceae. The record is from RefSeq and is a predicted model, not a curated record.